GCGCUUUCCUGCCCUGCAACCAUUUUCAUGUCAGCUUCUUGCUUCUCAGUCACGUUAUUUCGAUCCUUCUUCACAAUUCUAUUCUCUCUGUAUUCGGACCCUCCACUCUCUCUUUCUGAUCUCUCAUCCUCUCCUUCGUCUCCUGUGAAAUUCCUUUUCCCUGAAUCCCCAUUCUGAGGAGCAGAGAAAAUGUCUCACGGCGAUACCAUACCUCUGCACCAAUCGUCCCAGUCCGACAUUGAUGAGAUCGAGAACCUCAUUCGUGCUAGCGUCCAAUCGGGCCCCACCACUGUUCUACCUGCCAGACCUCCCAGUCCCCCUCGAGCUUCAAUUCCGGUAUCUUCCUCGCCUUAUAUGCCUGCUGCCAUUCCACCAGCGCCGAAAUCUUCCAACCAGAAGCCAUCGGCUCUUCCCACCCCUCCUCCUCUGAUUCCAACUUCGUCGUCUAGCAAUGGCCGUCCUAGUAUCGCGCCCAGUGGAUUCGGCAUCCCUCCUGACACGUUGACGGAGCCGGUCUUGGACACCGUUAAAAGGGAUCUGACGAGGAUUGUUAAUAAUCUGAAGCAGGUUGUGUUCCCUAACCCCUUCCGUGAGGAUCCAGGGAUGGCUCUGAGGGAUUGGGAUCUCUGGGGACCCUUCUUCUUUAUUGUUUUCCUCGGUCUGGUUCUUUCAUGGUCCGCAUCUGUUAAGAAGUCUGACGUCUUCGCUGUUGCAUUUGCGCUACUUGCUGCUGGUGCUGUAAUAUUGACACUGAAUGUCCUUCUUCUGGGUGGACAGAUCAUUUUCUUUCAGAGUCUGAGUCUUCUGGGGUAUUGCUUGUUCCCUCUGGACGUGGGUGCUUUAAUCUGCAUGUUGAACGGCAGCGUCACGAUAAAAAUAAUUGUGGUAUGCAUUACAUUGGGAUGGAGCUCCUGGGCUGCAUAUCCUUUCAUGAGUGCUGCCGUCAACCCAAGGAGAAAAGCUCUUGCCCUGUACCCACUUUUUCUCAUGUAUGUAUCUGUUGGUUUUCUCAUCAUUGCCAUUGAUUGAAAGCGUCCCUGCUCCUUGCUGGAUUCCAAUCUACCACGCAGAAACUUUUUGUCUAAAAGCACCCUGAUUUUUUUCAUUUUAACCCCCCUUUGUCCUUUUUUUUUUUUUUUGGUUUGGUCAGCUAAAAGUAUAGUUGUUGACAGUAAUAUAGUAUUCCUUCGAAAGUAUAGUGGUAUUCCUUUUU
Messenger RNA from Prosopis cineraria, 1213 nucleotides. Its product is annotated as protein YIP4b-like. The transcript is spliced from 3 exons. The coding region runs from base 190 to 1029 and encodes 279 amino acids. NCBI's taxonomy places the organism in Eukaryota, Viridiplantae, Streptophyta, Magnoliopsida, Fabales, Fabaceae. Gene Ontology annotation, cellular component: trans-Golgi network; membrane. Gene Ontology annotation, biological process: endoplasmic reticulum to Golgi vesicle-mediated transport. The record is from RefSeq and is a predicted model, not a curated record.